AUGUAAUGUUGGUGUGGUGUAUUUGGUGAACCUGUUAUUUUGGUGAACCUGUUCUGGGAAGUGUGAUCAACAGACUGUACUGAAUAAGAAGUACUUGAUAUUUUCCACAAGGCAUAGAAAGGAGGGCACUGUGUUUGCAUAGUCACACCAGAAAUCAUGACUGUAUCCUAGAGCUAUGAGGCAAGAAUCUUUGCCGCUGAGCAUUGCCUGUGGAGUUGGCACAUUUUUUAUGAUCAAUCUUUUCAGGUUGCCAUUUAUUGGGCAAGGAUCUGCUUGGAGUUGUAUUUGACUGGAGCCCUAUAACAUCUAACCUGCAGCAUGUUUCUGGUCAUAGUGAUUUAUUGGGUAAUCAUGACGUGUAUUAUGAGUGGAUUCAAAGUUGAAAAAGGCAUUUCUCAUACAGUUGAGGAUAAAUGUUCUGACUAUUAAGUGGUUUGUCUUUGUAGGUCUCAUUAUGAAAGGGGGAACUGUACCACCCUGUACAGUAGUAAAGUUGGGAAACUGCAGUGGGUUAGGUGACAUUGUGCUUCCUUAGUACAAAUACAGUAAAAGGGGAAAAGGAGACUGAAGUGAAACUCAUGAAUUUUUAAUUUGGUUAAAUUACCUAAAAUGCAUUGCAACACUUAUUUGAUAAGUAAAACUAGAGUGUGUGGUACUGAAUUGAUUGGGUAGUUCAGUUUCCCCAGUUUAGCUGGGAUAUGCUGGACGGACCCCUACCCUGGGUCUUAAAACAUGAGGGGAGGUGAGGCAAAGUUGUUUACUGACCCCACCGACCAUUUUUAAUUAUGUUGCUGGUGGAUGAGGUCAUUCAAGAGAAGCCAGCGACUAUGGCUAAAGACUACCCCGCGCCCCAAGUUCUCAGUCUGUGUCCUUGGAGACCAGCAGCACUGUGAUGAGGCGAAGGCAGCUGAUAUUCCUCACAUGGACAUCGAAGCACUGAAGAAACUUAACAAGAAUAAGAAGUUGGUGAAGAAAUUGGCUAAAAAGUAUGACGCUUUCCUGGCUUCUGAGUCACUUAUCAAACAGAUACCUCGUAUCUUGGGUCCAGGUCUUAACAAGGCUGGUAAAUUCCCCUCCCUGCUGACCCACAAUGAAAACAUGCUUACAAAGAUAGAUGAGGUGAAAUCUACUGUCAAAUUCCAGAUGAAAAAAGUGCUGUGUCUGGCUGUUGCUGUUGGACAUGUGAAGAUGACUGAAGAUGAGCUUGUAUACAACAUUCAUCUUUCCAUUAACUUCCUGGUGUCACUGCUGAAAAAGAACUGGCAGAAUGUGAGGGCUUUGUACAUAAAGAGCACCAUGGGUAAAGCACAGCGCCUCUAUUAAAGUGUGCUGCUGUGUGACGUUUUUCAUGAAAUAAACAUUUUGAAAACUUU
Messenger RNA from Protopterus annectens (West African lungfish), 1373 nucleotides. It is a transcript of the gene RPL10A, whose product is annotated as ribosomal protein L10a. Gene Ontology annotation, biological process: translation. The coding region runs from base 799 to 1323 and encodes 174 amino acids. Gene Ontology annotation, molecular function: structural constituent of ribosome; RNA binding. The record is from RefSeq and is a predicted model, not a curated record. Gene Ontology annotation, cellular component: large ribosomal subunit. The transcript has 4 exons. NCBI's taxonomy places the organism in Eukaryota, Metazoa, Chordata, Ceratodontiformes, Protopteridae.